Harpegnathos saltator (Jerdon's jumping ant) is the source of this 12615-nucleotide messenger RNA. RefSeq names its product neurogenic protein mastermind. Lineage: Eukaryota; Metazoa; Arthropoda; Insecta; Hymenoptera; Formicidae. The record is from RefSeq and is a predicted model, not a curated record. Gene Ontology annotation, cellular component: actin filament. Gene Ontology annotation, biological process: actin filament-based movement. Bases 1483 to 5199 code for a protein of 1238 amino acids. The transcript is spliced from 10 exons.
AGAAAGACGAGAAAGAGAGAGAGAGAGAGAGAGAGAGAGAGCAGAGCGGAGGAAAGGACCGUACGAGAGCAGGUCACGUUUCGCGCAGCAGUGUUACUGGAUGUGCGCCUCUCGGUGACCGGAACCGCAACGGGACUCAUUCCGUGGCAAGGCGCGAGGAGCCGGCGGCGGGGAAGUCGCUCGGUCUCGCUGGCGUCUCGGCCUUCGCCAGCUUCUCCCGCCGCCGAGGAGGAGCGGGCGACGAUCAGCUGUUCCACAGGCGCGAUCCGGUGCGUCCGGUCUCGACGUCGUCGCGGCGGAGGUUCGUCCGCGCGCGUAUUCCGCGUCGGCGGCGGCAGCGGCGGCCGGAAAACCACCUGUUGACGAUUUACGCGGCUAAAAAUCGAAGCGCGCUCGGCGGAAGCUCCCUUGCGAGCGUCCGCGCCUCGACGGAGGACGAUUACGCGUGAGCGUCGCGCCGAUAAGCGAGUGUCUCUCUCUCUGUCUCUCUGUCUCUCUCUCUCUCUCUCUUUUGGCCGCUGCGUUGCGUACGCCGCUCGAUCGACGGGGCGGAAAUUGUGCUUCCAGCGGGGGAACUCGCGCGAGAUCUCAUCUCCGGUGGCCGCGGAGGACGCCUUUCGGCGUUUUCGGCCCGUUUUCGAGGACUUCGGCUUCCUCGGCACCGACUGUUCUUGAGGACCAAGCGGCUCGCCGCGCUGUAGGACGCAAGCGGAGAAGCAAAUCGGAACCAACGAAUCCGAGCUGUCACGCCGGGCGGAAGUUCUGUGCGCACAGAAACCGUGUCGAUGUGUGAGUGCGUCGACGGUGAUAGCUAGUCAAAUCGUUAGAAUGGGCAUUACGUUUCGCGGACUAGAUCCUUCGGGAAAUCGCGCGCGAUCCGAGAACGUGGACGCGGCGCGCAAGGGUUGAGUGACACUUGAACGGCGGUUGAGAGCGCGGGCGAAUUAAGAGAGGACUCCUCGGCGCGGCUUAUCGCGCUUUUUCCUCCCGCGGUCGUUCCAGCGGUAGUCGGACGUCAUCGAGCUUCCGACUCAUCGUCGGCACGAGAGAGUACGUUAAGCGCGCGCGCGCGCGCGCUGGUGUGAACGCGCCAUUUCUUAACGUUUGCAAACUGCGACGUAGUGGUUGUAUUACACGUGUCGGUGCAGCGUUUUACGGAAACGUCGCAACGAGCGAAGGAGCAGAAUAUUCUUCAUCCUCGUCGGGCCUGUGAGAGAGAGAGAGAGAGAGAGAGAGAGAGAGAGAGAGAGAGAGAGAGACGGGAAUGAAGUGUUUCGUUGGUGUCUAACGGACGAAAGGAAAAGUGAACAGUUAUUUCGGAAAGAAAUUUGUCACGUCGACGACAGCCAAGGACAGCAUUCGAGAAAGUUUGCAGGCUUCCUCAGCGAUAUGCUAGGCUCACAGCCAGGGUCUUCGCGUCGCUUGUCUUCGCAGUAGGAAAUUCAUCUUUGGCCAAAUGGUUGCCACAUUUAACUACCUGGAAUGAUGCAGCAGAAAUUUCUGAAGCGGACGGCCGAGGAUUUGGAGCCAGCAAGCGGCGGCGGAGGCGACGGCGGCUUCGGUGAACCACCGGUGAAACUUCAGUGCACACAAGCUCAGCACCAACAUCAGCAAGGUCCAGGUUCCGGAGGUAGCGGCGGACCACAUCACGGUCACGGUCAACAUCAGCCUGGUGGCGCCGGUGCGAACUCGACAGGGCCUACAGCCGGCGGUGGCGGUGGCGGAGGCAGCAGUGGCGCGAAUGAAGGUCUCACCAAGUUCUCCGUAGAGAUAGUCCAGCAACUGGAGUUUACCGCCUCGACAGCGAACUCGCAGGCCCAGCAGAUAUCCACGAACGUGACUGUGAAAGCGCUAACGAACGCGUCCGUGAAGAGUGACUUGCUGAACGCGUCCUCCUCGCCGAAAGCCGGCCCUGACACGCCGUCUUCGGCUAGCAGUCGGACGCAGGUUGGCGGCGGUGGUGCCGGCGCAGCAGGACCAGGUGCUGGUGGUACCGCCGGCGGACCUACUGGCGGCGGCGGCGGCGGCGGCGGCGGCGGCGGCGGCGGCGGCGGCGGCGGUGGCGGCGGAAUCGGUUGUGUCGACAUCGGAAACCUCGUCGAGUGUAAACAGGAACCGGGGUUAGAAAACGACUUCGUCGACCUGGAGCAGUGUGCAGCUGCGCUGGAGAAGGACGCCGCAGCCAACGGCGCGACCUCCAGUUUCACUGGUUUCCCCGAGUUCAUUGGGGAUGAUACCGGGGAUGAGAUAAUUAACUCGGACACGUUCAAGGAUCUCAUCUCCGAGAUUUCGGAUUUCCAUCCGGAAUUCAUGAAGGACUUCGACUUUGAGGAUAAGACAGUCGACACUUUGCCGGGCAAUACCGUAUCCGUGGCCACAGUCGCAGCCGUCAACAGCGCCAACAGCAAUAACGGCAACAACCCUCUGAUGAACAACGGGCAGAUCAAGAUGGAGGACGACAAGGACGCGAUUCAUCAGCAACAACAAGCCCAGCACAACAACGGCGCGAACAACGGCGUCAGCAAUAACGCCAAUAACAGCAACAACGGCAACGCCAUGCCGGCCAACGCGAGCCCGGGGGGUCUAGCCUCGUCGCAAUACUCGCCGGCGAGGCUCUCUUACAGCGGCCUGGACUUCAAGUCCGAGAUGAGCCCUGCCGCCCAGACCCUCAAGCAAAUGGCCGAGCAACAUCAGCACAAGAGUCAGCAACUGGGCCUCGGCGGCUACAACCACACGGCGGCGGCGGCCGCGGCGGCUGCAGCCCGCGGCUCGACCGCGAGAUCUCCUUACGCUGAAUUCUCGCAGUUUGGCGGUACGUCGGACUAUCUCGGUAGUCCUGGGAGCGCGGUUCCAGCCGCCGGCCAAGCUCAGCCGGCCACUGGAGCCGCCACCUAUCACAAGAACAACGCGACGCCGAACUUCCAGAGUCAGCAGACGAGCGACAUGUUCGUAGGCUCGCAGAGCCAGUUCACCACAGGUCUAGCUGACAUGAAGAGGCCUCAGCCGGCCAGCGGAGGUAAGCCCGGCAUGCUCGGACCCAGCGGCGGCUACAAGCAGCCAUAUUCGCCGUACAACAACAGUCCGGGGCCGAUGCCGAACCACGGUAGCCCGCAAUAUCCGUUGCCGCCUAGGGGAUCGCAGACUGGCGGGCCCAACCAGACGAGCUCGCAGGGACCCUUCAACAACUCCACGCCGCCGCGACCGCCCUCGGGACCCGGCACUUCCACUCUGCAAAUCAACCAGGCGCAGCAGUUGCACAUCAACAAUCCUGCGCAUCAGAUACAGGACAUCUAUCUGAACCACUAUGAGACACGAGGCGAAUUGCAACAACGUUACACGCAGCCAGAAGUGAAGAAAGAAUGCUGCCACAGUUGUAAUCAGGUGUCGGCCGGUCAGCAUAUGCAGCUCACCAGUGAUCUGAAGCCGAGCGUGUCCGUCGCUGCGCAGCAAGGCAUGUUCUUCAACCAGCAGCAGACGCCGAAUCAGCCCGGGCCGGGCAGCCAGCCCGACGCUUAUUGCUCGGUCUCGCAGUCCCAGACCAUCAACUUCACCCAGCAGAGUCUGAGACAGAGGGCGGCCGCCGCCGCCAGCGGGGUACCGCAGCCUGGACCGGCAGCGGCGGCGCGCGGCCAUCCGCAGCAGGUGGUACCGGCCGGCCAGGUCGAUCAGCAUCAGCACGCCAAGAUCCUGCAGCAACAGCAGCUGAUGCGCGCGCAACAGGCUAUGCAACAGCAACAACACAUGACCGGCGGCAUGGGGGGUGUGCGACCGCCACCGCCCGAAUACAAGGCUGCGGCCCAGGCGCAAAUGAUGCACGCCAGCAUCGGAAUAGGACAGCAGGCGAGGUUCGCCAACGCGGGACCCAUGCGUAGAGUUACGCAGCAACCGAUGCCGCCAUCCGUUUCAGUUUUCCCGGAUAUACCAGUCGCACCAGAAAUCCCUGUGAAAAAGAAACGCGGAAGGAAACGAAAAAUUGAUACAGUCGCAACACCUGCUGACUGCCUUGGAUUUCACAACAAGCAGACGAACGUCUAUCAAACGAACGUCACUCAAACGAACGUCAAUCAAACGAACGUCAAUGAAACGCAAAUCAAUCUUUCUUAUCCGUCCACAGACAUGCUCAAUUUCUGUCUUCCGCACCCACCACAGUCUGCAAUACAAUCUCAGAACGCGUACGGCCCUCCACUACAGGCGGAAUCUCUUAUUCAGUAUAUUCCUAAUCCACCGCACAUUACGGAAGAGGAGAAAAAAGGGACGGAGAUUAUUAUGGCAACGCCCGCUAAAGACCGUGGGACCCUUAUGAACCAAUUCCAAAACAAUCCGCCUGCAAUGCAAUCUCAGAGCGCGUACGGUCUUCCAUGGUCGUCUGCGCAAAUUGCACAACAGAAUUAUAUUCACAGUCCGAUGAUGAGGCCGCAACUGGCGCAGCAGCAGCAGCAGGCGUUACACGCGACCGGCGGUAAUAUGUACAUGGGCGGUGGUGGGAUGGCCGCCAUCGGCAGUAUGCAUCAGAUGCACCAGCGGGUAGGCUACCCGAGAACCAACAAUCAGCGGCCGCCUAACGUCAGCGUCGGCCCUCCGGACGGCCUUGGGAAUAGCAUCGCGGGUCGCGGUGGCCAGCAAGAAUGGCGACACGUUCUGAUGCAGCAGCAGGGCUUUCAGGCGCAGAUGCGAUCGCAAUUCAACCAGCAAGGUCACCAAGGUGGCUUCGGCAUGGCUGGCGCGGGCGGCAUGCAAAUGACCGCGGCGCAGAUGCAACAUCAGCAGCAGCUAAUCCGCUCGCAAAACGGCGGCAUCGCCGGAUCGGGGAUGUCCAACAGCACGCAGAUGCAGCAGCUGUUGUCGCAGCAGCACCAGCAACAGACGUUAGCCAUGCAACAACAGAACAAUAAUCCGAUGUCCUUGCAGAUGCAAAUGUCUCAGGCAUCUUCGGUUAACUCGGUUAACGCUACUGGCACCGGUUCUCCAUUGCAUCCGCAUCAGCAGUAUGGUGCGGGCAGCUCAGGGGUACGCAGUCUACCGCAACAGCAUGCGCAACCACCAGCCAAUGCUGCGGACCCGUCCGGCGUAUCGGCUAAUGAUUUUAGCCUCGAAUUCCUAGAGACUCUUCCUACGGCAGAUUCGUCGAAUUUCAGCGCUCAAGAGCUGCUUAAUUCUCUAGACAGUACUGCGGCUAACUUUAAUCUCGAUAUUCUGUAAAACUACGACUUGUCGACUUGUCGACACAUACGACUGGUCAGCUCGUAUGUGUCGAAUAUGAAUAACUGUACCAGAGCUCGGCAAAAUGUGCACGCGACAACCGAUUUUCGACUAUCUCCGCCCACCGCUAUUCCCUUUACCUCGCCGCUCCGCGCGCUGCCUCUCGGCAAAAACGCGUUAACAAUAAUACUUCAUAGGUGACGUGGAAAACUAUUGGAAACACACUCCUGAGACUCAAGCGGCUUGUAGGCAGCGCGCGGAGCGGCGGGGUAAAGGGAAUAUAGCGGUGGGCGGAGAUAAUCGAAAAUCGGCCGUCGCGUGCACACUUUGCCGAGCUCUAAACUAUACCGACCUAAAAUAACGCGUGUGGGAUCAAUCAAUCAAUUGUAAAAUUAUAGUUAAGUUUAAGUUUAUAGUAAAUUUAAAAUUAAGUUCCAUGAUUUCAGUUCGUUUCAGUUUAUUCCCAUUUCAUGUCUCUCUUCUUUUAUAUUCCGAGUCGAUUGAAAAACGGCGAGAAAAUGUGAAAAGAAAUUAUAAAAUUUGACACCACGAAACGCGCCAAUAGCGACAUCAAUAAGAGCUCGAAUCUGCCUGUUAUAAAACUUUUUCUUUGAUCCAAUUGCAAAUCAGUCGAGUCAAAUUUUGUCGAGAAAAUUAAUGCAAUGCAGUGAAUGUAUUUAUUACGAUAUCACGUUUAUAUCAUACUUAUAUUAAUACUAUAAAUACGGCUGUUUUGUUCAAGUAAUAUCAAAAAUUUUGCACCGAAGCGUUCGUAGCGUUAGAUGAGUACAGAAACAAGAAGUGAAAACGAUCGGGGUUAACACGAUCAGACUUUGCUUGGCUGAAUUUAUUUGCCCAUAAAACAUUAUAACAUAAAACGUCGCGUCAGUUUGUGGGUAAACAUCUUCCAAAUUUCCUGACGGGCGAGCUUGGUCGUCGUUUUUUUUUUUUUUUUUAAAUCGCUCAUUUCUCGCAGAUUUUCGUGCGGAUCUUCAUGUGUUAUAUACAUCAACCAUGGAUGUUUUCAACCAUUUGUUUGGGAAACUGGGAAAGUAGACAACAACGUAUUUAUAUUUUUAUAUAAUUUGUAUGUAAUAAGUAGAUUUUAUCAGAACUACAUUUUCACAUAAAGAUCUUUCGGCACAAUCACGCAUCUACAAUUCAGCAUUAUACGGUCAGUCAUAUAAUUUCCGAAAUUCACUCGGUGCGACACGGAAAAAGGUUGCCUUCAUAGGAGACAGAGGUGAACAUACGUGAAUAUUUUCCACGUUUUAUAAUUGAUUGCUAAUUUCAUAUUUUCACAUUGCCUUUUUUGGAUCGACGUUAACGCUUAAUAACGAAUAGCGGCGUAACAUUUAGGGAGUGGCGUAUUCAAAAAACGUGCCGUUAACGGCAUGUAUACAAUUAACGAACGUCAAUAACCAAACAUUUUAUCCGGAAACGGCAAAGUGGAAAAAAAUGUAAAAUUAAUUAACGGCAUAGACAUUACAAUGUCGAUGAAUCUAUUGUAUGGAAACUAUUUUCGUUUGUUCUUUCCACCUCGCCAUUUUCGGGUUAAUGUUAAAAAUUAAUUUAUAAGAAUAGCGAUAUAACAAUAACAAUUAUAGAAUAGCGUAUUUAAACAUAUGCCAUUAAUGGCAUAUUUACAAUUGAAAAAGUGUCAAUUAUCAGACAUAUGCUAUUUGAAAAUGGCAAUGAUGUAAUUUUUUUGACAAACUGUAUAGACUCGAUGUACGCAAAUAGUUUUUUCAUUGACAUCGCAAUUUUGGUGCAUUUUGUGACAUUAAUUUUAUAGUUUCUUUUCUCGUCACCGACCAAUGAAUUUUCCACGCGGCGAAACAAAUCGAAUUAAUUUAACAUCCGGCCGAUUAUGGAUUGAAUCACGACAAUAUGAUAAUGCGAUUACAAUGAGAAGGAGAAAUUCCUUAUGCGUUUUAUAUCCUUCUUUUCUUACAUGUCUUUUGCGAGAGUUCCAAGAUGUAAGUAAGGAGAUAAACUCUUAGGAACUCGAAACUUUUCUAUUAAUACCUUCUAUUGAUACUUUUCUAUUAAUAAUUUGAAAUUCAACAUGGAAUUUAUUUCAUGUUAUAAAUUGCAGAAAUCGUACCAAUGUGAUUGCAUCAAUAAUACGCAGAAAACUAAAUAAAAAAAAAAUAUAUAUUUAUAAUCUGUUGCCGAUGCAUAAAGUAAGAUUAAAAAGAGAACAUGGAAUACAUAUCUCGACGAUGCAUUUUCUUCUUGCGCAGAUGUAUCAUACAGUUUGUCGAAAAAAUUACAUGAUACUUUAUUCUCUAAUUGUUAUAUUGUCAUAUUGCUUUUCUUUACUAUUCCGAUAAAUUAAGUUUUAAAUAAAUUAAGUUUUUUAACGUUAACCGAAAGUUAAUCCGAAAGUAGCACGACGUGGGAAAGAGACGAAAAUAGUUUCCACACAAUAGACUCACCGGUAUUAUAAUAUCUAGCCAUUAAUUUUAUAUUCUCUUCCACCUAGCCGUUUCCAGAUCAAAUGUUUGAUAAUUGACAUUUUAUUAAUUGUAUAUAUGCCAUUGACGGCACAUCUUUGAAUACGCUACUCUCAAAUUGUUAUUGUUACACUACUGUUCUUAUAAAUUAAGCGUUAACUUUCAGCUGAAAAAGGCAAUGUGGAAAAGAAAUAAAAAAUUAGCAAUCAAUUGUAAAAUGUGGAAAAUAUUCGCGUAUAUUCAUCUCUGUCUCCUAUGAAGGCAACCUUUCUCGCAUUGAAUUUCGGAAUUCAUAUGACUGACCACGUAAUGCUGAAUUGGAGAUACAUGAUUGAUGAGAUGCAAAAGAUUCUCAUGAAGAAGUAGCUUUAAUAAAAUCGGCUUAUACAAUUAUACGAUUAUAUAAAAAUAUAAGUAUACAAUGUAGUCUACUGUAGGUAGUGGGUGGGAAUUUCUCAAACAAAUCGUGGUAGCGAGCGUGGUAUGUUUUCGCGACACAAUUUUGUUAUCGCAUCAUGCAACAAAUGCUAGCUAUGCAACGAAAUAAUAUAAUCAAUAAUAUCAUGACAUAGAUCCGCGCGAAGUUUUGCGAAAAAUGAGUGAUUUUUAAAUAACAACGACUGAAUUUGCCCGUCAAGAAAUUUGGGGGAUAUUUACCCACGAACUGAUGCGACGUAAAUAAUGUCUUACGGGCAAAUAAAUUCAGCCAAGCAGUCUGAUCGUGUUAACCCUGAUCGUUUAUAUGACUUGAAUAAAACGAUAUUAUAGUAUUAUCAAGCAUGAUACAUCUUUUUUUCGCGAGGAAAAGCAUCGUGAGAUACAUAUUCUCUCUUUGUAUUCCGGCGGCGUGCACUCGGCGGUGUAUACCGCUCUCGCGACCGGUGAAAAAUCGAAACGAAAAAUUUCGACGCAUAGAGGAUGAGAUGCGACGAAUAUAUAUAUAUGGAUACAACGGGAUGCGCGUAGAGUGGGAAAGGGGAGGGGGGAUAAUGCACAUUAAUUUUAGGACGGAUCGACACGACGCGCGAUAAGCCGUCUUGUGUUCCCUCUUUUUUAAUCUACUUUACGGAUCGGGGCAACAGAUUUAUAAACACUUUUAUUUCUACCUAGUCAAACUAUGUAACCUUAACGCCUAGAAUUUCUCUAGCUUUAGAUAUCUGUUUGCAGUGAACAUUUUCCUUUGUUUCCUUAGCUAGAUAAAUUUAAUCGGUACGAUGGAUCAAACACCGCUCUCGUAACAGACACUUUCGAAGCUAAAAAACAUACGCGAAUAUUUUCUGCGUAUUAUUGUUGCAAUCACACUGGUGCGAUUUCUGUAGUUUAUAACAUGGAAGAAAAUCCAUGUUGAAUUUCAAAUUGGUAUUAAAAGCGUUGAGUUCCUACGAGUUAAUCUCUUUAUUUGGAUUUGGGAACUCUCGCAAAAGGCAUGUAAAAUGGGAAGAAUAUGAAUAAGAAUACGAUGUAGGAAUCUUUCUUUCUCAUUGUAACCGCGUUAUUACAUUGUUGCGAUUCAAUCCGUAAUCGGCUGGACGUUAAAUUAAUUCGAUCUGUUUCGCAGCGCGGAAAAUCCAUCGGUCGGCGAUAAACCAUCGUACUCGGCGGCUUAUCGCGCGUCGUAUCGAUCCGUCCUAAAAUUAAUGCGCAUUAUCCAAUGCGUUAUCCCGUCGCAAUAACAAUAAACGCGUGCGUCGUCUCGCGAUCAGUUUGACACUGCGAGAUUAUUCUCCUCCUCCCCCUUACGCGCAUCCCGUUUUAUCCUCCGUUUUACAAAUUUCGUCGCAUCUCAUCCCCUAUGCGUCGAGAUCUUUCGAUUCGACUUUUCAUCGGUCGCGAGAGUGGUAUACACCGAAUGCACGUCGCCGAAAUAUUUCGUGCCUUUUCCCGGCUUUUCCGCGGCUUUUUCUCUCUUUACGGGCGGCAAAAGUGCCGCCGAAUUUCGUCUCGUCCUCUCUCCCUCUUUCAUAUUCUCCGUUCACUUCUUUUCCCUUCUUUUCGCCACCGACUCGGUGGGAGAAAUCCGUCGGCCUGGUCGACGAACAAAAAGAGCCGUCUCGCGCGUCUCUCCAUCUGCGUUACGAUCCUACACUAGGUCGAAUGGCAGCCUAACGUUGCUCGUGGGUGGGCCUCGGCAGGAGGAUCAAUAUCACCGUGAGGGAGAAAACGAGCAGACUGAGAAUGGGAGCAAGGGGAUAGGAGACCCGCCGCGAUGAGGGAUAAGGAUUACAAGGGCGGCGGCGGCGGCGGCGGCGGCGGUGGCGGCGGGAGGAGGCGCUCGGAGAAGCGCGUACUCCGAAAAUGUCAAUUCGCCGCUCCGGCUUCUCAUGAAAUUACGAUCGUGAUAAGGGUCGACCCCGUUCGAUUUACUGCGCUCUCCUCGCCGCUUCCGUUUAUCGCGGACCCUCCUCCCGCCGGCGCAGCCGAGCCCAAAUCUGCCGCCGAGGCCUUAAAACAGCUCCUCGGUCCGCCGAAUUUCAUUAAUUUUCAUGCCCGCGUAUUCUCAUCGCGCCCGUCUCUCCCCCCGUCGUGCGAUACACAACGCCGCGCCUUCGAGGAAAAUUGUCGUCUCCAGUAGCUGCGAGAUUUUUUUACUUGUUCUCAACGACAUCGCGAGGCCGAUUCGACUAGGGGUGCAUAAGGGUAGUUUUUUCGGUCGGGUCGACGAGAGAGAAAGAAUGUAGGAGCGCUUUUUAGACGGCGCGUCCGCCGUUCGAUCGGCGGACGAGCGGCUCACGCUGGCCGCACGAAUGCGAGCUUUUCAUUGAUCCAAUCUGCGCAAGCAGAGCAACGAUCCACUAGCCGACAUCGACAUACACACACGUCGUCUCUGCCGCUACGAUACUCCGAGUUGUCGCGUACACGCGGCCAAUGUACAGUCGUUCGUGCGAGAAUCCACUGUAAAGCGUGUUAUCAAUUAUCGAGUGCGGCGACGAACGCGACGAGGAAGGAUGCCGCUCGCGGUAUCGCGAGAUCUUUCCUCCCUCCCGCCGCGUUCCUAUUGCGACAGUGUGUAAUGGUGAAGGUUGAAAUGAUAUACACCUUCUUCGUACUCGCGUUCUCUGUACGAGAAAACGAGGAAAUUCGAGGACAGCUUUCGGACGUGACGCUCGAAUCUCGAGUGUCGUCGAGAUUCGGGGCGUCCGUGUCUUUUUCCUCGCAAAAGCACGCGACAAGAGAGAGAGAGAGAGAGAGAGAGAGAGAGAGAUUUCGAACAGAAGCAGGAAGACACGAUGAUCUCUCUCUCUCCGUAGACUGAGUCGGUCGGGAGAAAAAAAGGAAAGAAAGAAAAAUGAAACAAUUCAGAUAUCAAUGAACCAUCUCACGGGAGAGGGCACUUCAGCGGGAUCAGUAUUUCUACGUGCGAAACGGUUUUUUCAUAUAUAAAAAGAGGAAAAUGCAAAAAAAAAAAAAGGGAGCGAGCGCUCUUUGGCGAUUAUUAUAGGCGAAUUAUUAGACGAAGACCACGACGAGAGGCGAAAACGAUGGCGAAUACGGACGACGUAUCGCUUUCCUUUCCCUUGUCAUUGUAAAUACGCAUAGAGACGCGAAAAGACAGGAGACGGUAGAUAGAUGUAUAAUAUAGAGACCGCGCGAGCGAGCCGACCGGACGGUUUCCUCCGUGUCGUUGCGACGAUCGACGAUCGCGGACUCUCCUCGAGUACAUUCCGCGACGAGAGGAAGCGAUCGGGAGGGCUGGUGAGCGGUCCUCCUGGUCCAGCGGGUCGCUCUCGUAGAGCGCCUAGCACGGAUCGUAGUUAAGUACCGUGCGAAACGAUGCACCGCCUCGAGAAUGAAGGAGGAGAAAGUGGUGGCGAGAGGAGGGAAGCAGGAGAGAGAUGAUAGAUAGAUAGGUAGUUAGAUAGAUAGAUAGAACGUCGCUGCGGGAGGAUCGAGUCGCUCGCGCGCGCGUACGCGUGCGCGCGCGUGCGGCUUCGCGGAGAAGUCGACGCUCCGAAUUCUAAAAUUAUCUUCGUAAGACCGUACGUACACCGCGUACGUAUCUCAGGAAACUGCGGAAAAGCGUCGACUUCGCGAUAAGCGCGCAGACACGCGGCAAAAAACGCGACCUGGCACGCUCCACUCUCGCCGGGCUGACUUCACCACGCGAGAGCGAUGCACCGCUACUCGUCCGACGAUUGUGAUAUAUACUAUAUACAUAUAUACGCUGUAAAAAGAAGACAAAAAAUGAAAACGAAGCGGAGACUGCACGGUCAGAGAGAGAGAGAGAGAGAGAGAGAGAGAGAGGGAGGGGGGGAGAGAAAGGAAGUAUGAUUCUCGUCGAAGGGAAUAGCGAGAUUGUGCAUCGACCGAUUUAACCCUCCGUACCCCGACUUCCCAUAGAUGACUAUUUAUUCAUAACUUGUCGAUCGCUCUCUCGCUCUCGCACGAGGGGAAUGUAGAUCCUUUUAUAAUUUCGUCGGAGAGGAGGGUUAACGGGAAGCGCGUCCAUGUCGCGAGAGAUCCUCGUGUUUGCGAUCGAGGAGUGCAUCGGCGAUCAUCCGGUCCGAUCCGUGAAAUCAGUGCGUGCACGCGAUUGAGCGUGGUAGCAAUAAGAAGGAAUGAGAAUGAGAUAUGAAGAUAUGAAUAAAAGAGGAAGAGAGUGAGUUGUCUGUAAAUAACAGUGUUGCAUUAUUAUUUAUGUUGCUACCGUUGCGAGUAGUAUUAAAUUAUCAUAACGAUACGUAAUUUAAAGAUGAGAGGAGGAAGAGAAUGCGGAUCGUACGAUCGGGCAGCGUGUACAUAAGUUAUAGGUAUAUCUCUCCUGGUAAAAAGGAUACUUUUACGAAUAGUUAUUUUUAUUACUAUUAAUUGAUAUGUAAUAAUUAAUUAUCACCUUGCAUUAUAAUAUCAUUAGUUUAUUAUUUUUGUCAUUAUAUAUUACUACUUACUCCCCUUAUUAUCAUUAUGAAUAUUAUGAUUACGGUUGUUAUCCUUCGGCCGAUGAUCUCAAAAAAAAAAA